Molecule: messenger RNA, 1638 nt
Organism: Acaromyces ingoldii
Lineage: Eukaryota; Fungi; Basidiomycota; Exobasidiomycetes; Exobasidiales; Cryptobasidiaceae
Exons: 3
Coding region: 107-1567 (486 amino acids)
Source: RefSeq, a predicted model, not a curated record
AGAUUUCCGAGCAUGACUGACUGACUGACCGACGCCCUGGCGCUCGCUCGCCCUAAAUUUUUCGCUCCUUUAGCUGCCAAGGCUUCAUCAUCCACCAACGCAGACGAUGGCCAGCUCGUUCAAGAUCAAGCUCAAGCUGCCGCCGAACCCCAACGCGGCCGCAGCCUCGGACCGGCUCUCGUCUGCACCCACCGAGGGGGCCAGCUCCGUUGCCGAUGGCACCAGCAGCGCCAUGGGCAGCGAGGUCGGCGAUGAAGAGGCAGGUGAUGAGUUUGACGAGCUCGAGGAAGACUCUCCCCCGCCUGGCUCGUCCAACGUGGGCUCGCGCUCGCCGUCUGUCUCGGCAGCAGCGACGGCAGCAGCUACAUCGGCCAAGGGCAAGGGCACAGGAGGGAAAGGGAGCGCAUCGACGACGCCAAAGAAGGCCGCGCCAGCUGGCUCACCCUCGUCUGCGCCGCGCAGCACAUCCACCAGCCGGAGCUACUCGAGCAACCUGACGCUCGAGGAGAUCGAGGCGCUGCCGGCGGCCAAGCGGCGAAAGAGCCUCAAGGCACGCGGCGCCACGGGCCCAGGCAGGGGCUGGCGAAAGGGCCUCAAGAUGGACCAGAAGCCAGUGUACAAGCAUCCGGGCGAGUCAGCGCCGACCAAGGUGGCCCAGACGACGCCCUCGAGCUUCGCCCGGCCAAAGUCGUCUCUCUCGCGCGAGGCACUCGCCAACGACGCCGCCUCUGGCAACCGCUCCGAGUCGCCCCUGGCCGGGCAUGGCAAUGCGGCUGCUGCCUCCUCUUCCCGUGCAGGCUCCGUGGACAUGGUCCCGACCGCUUCCUCGGCCGGCCGCAAGGCUGUUGUCGACGAGGACGCACCAACCCGAUCCGGCGGCGGCGGCGGUGGGUCCAGCGAUCUUCCACGGGGCACCAUUCGGUACCCGGCCAUGCCCUCGGCGCGCGGCGGCACGGCCCACAGCAUCCUCGCGCCGCCCAAGAUCCCCACUGGCUUCCUCAAUGUCGCGCCGCUCGACAAGUCCGGUGCGGCCCGGCCUCCCCGAGCUUGGCUGCGCUCCGGCCGGGAGAUCUUGAGCCUGGGUGGCAGGCCAUGGAUGGCCAAGGCGAGCUGGGUCACGUUUGAGCAGAGCCAGCUGCCGAGCACGACGUCGAUCAGCGGCGAUGCGCUCCUGCCGUCUGCGUCUGCAUCGACGGUGAACAAGCAGGCGACCACGCCUGCCUCGGCUCAGUCUCCGGCACCCACGCCUGCGCCUCCCGCUUCUACCUCUGCGUCUUCGCCAGCGGCAGCAGCAGCAGCAGCGCCGCCCGCGUCGAAUGUAUCCUCCUCCAUCUUGCACAAGUCAUCUGCAGGCACAUCGACGACGGCGCGGCCCAGCCCACUGUCCAACGCAACAACACUGCCCCCGCCCAAACACUCGCGCAGCAGCAGCAGCAGCAACGGCGGCGGUGGCGGCGGUGGCGGUGGCGGUGGCGGCAGCAGCAGCGGCACGAGCCUGCCAGAGGAUGGCCAGAGCUGGAAGGGCAGCUCGGCUGCGUUUGCGGCGGCCAAUGCAAAGAAGAAGUAGGGCCUCCUCAGACAUGUAUAUUCUCUCUCUCUUCUCCCCCAUUCUUUUUUUGAUUUCAACUCAUUCUUCCC